This is a messenger RNA of Candoia aspera, 1483 nucleotides long. It is a transcript of the gene CIMAP2, whose product is annotated as ciliary microtubule associated protein 2. The coding region runs from base 1 to 1185 and encodes 394 amino acids. NCBI's taxonomy places the organism in Eukaryota, Metazoa, Chordata, Lepidosauria, Squamata, Candoiidae. The record is from RefSeq and is a predicted model, not a curated record. The transcript has 10 exons.
AUGGAACCAAAGGGCUUCACAGGAGCCCCCUUUUGGAGUCAACAAGCCCGAUUUGAUGUAUCAGCCAUUUAUCCUAAUGUCAAGAAGCCCAAUACUUUCCUCCAGGCCCCAUACUGCAAGAGUGUCUGUUCAGAAUUGAGUCGAAAAUUAGGACCAGGCACUUACAUGACUGACUAUGGAAGCUUCAGCAGUACUGCUUUGCAGAAGAAUGUAUCAAGCUCUAGCUGGGCAAAGGCUCAGGAGGCAGCUAGACUCACUGAAAUGCCACAUUUUAAAUUUAAGGAAAUAUGUCAGCAGGAGAAAGCUCAGAAAAGAAAACUGGGACCUGGGACUUACAAUCACACAGAUUUUCUGGAGCUCAUGGAAAGACGUCCACACAGUACUAAAGGAAUUUGUGAUACUGGAGAAGUGAGAUUUAAAGACCGCAUCAGGGAAUGUUAUCCUGGCCCUGGUACCUAUGGGAAUCCUUAUGUUAAACUACAAGAAAAGGAAAAAAGCUCAGUGACUGCCCUAGGAAUAAUGGACAGUAAAACUCCUAAACAGUUCACCUUCUUCCAUAUGGGAAGUGGUUUGGGACCUGGUACCUAUAAUCUCAAAAAUGGUAUUGAUGAGAUGUUGAAACGAGUGGUCAGUAUUCGAGGUCCGUAUGAAAUCUUCACAGGCAACAGGUCAAAACCUAUGAUUGCUGGACAUUUUGCUGGUGAUAAAAAAACCUCUGAGCUGACUAAUUGCAAUGUCAAAUCCUUCCUGGAAGAACUGGAGACGAGGGAGAAAAAGAAACAUGGUGUUUUUAGCAGUUAUGAGCGGAAUCCUGAUCUCCCAACUGAACGGAUCUUCUGGGCCAGAAUUGGCCAGGUUCCACGUGAACAAUUCCAAACAGGACCAGGCUCCUAUGACAUAAAACCCAUUAAGAGAACAGAAUAUGAAAACCAACCACCGUUCUGGAUUCGUGCAAAAAGAUUUGACCGAAAAGCAUACCGUCUCAUUUUUGGAAAUGCUAAUCCUGUUGGUGUUGGCCGCUAUGAUGCCACAAAGCAUGAGAAAUAUUCAAAGAAGAUGAGAUACCGUUCCCUUUAUUUGAAUGAAGCACAACGUUAUCUUAGUAACUCGGAAAGGGACAAGUGUUUACAGGAGAGGAUCACUCCUGUUAAUAAAGGUCGCUGGAGCAACCCAACAUCUGCCUAAGAAAUGGUUGCAUCUGGAAAAAAAGUACACUUAAGUAACCAAGUAUGAGCUGCAUGCCUACUUAAUUUUAGUUUGGCCAGCCUAACUGCAGGAUCUAAAAACUAAGCUCGAUACACUGAGGAAUCCUUUAUUCUUGACCAAUAAACUCUUGGGAAUUUGAGCAAUCAUUUUUACCAUUUAAAAAAAACCCCAAGGUUAUUUGUUAGAAUUUUUUAAUUGCAGGUUUCUCUUCUAAAAUCAGUGUGCUGCCAUAAUUAUGUCAAUAUUAAAAUUGUUAAACUUAAAUGCUUGCUGUCCA